Ictalurus punctatus (channel catfish) is the source of this 2894-nucleotide messenger RNA. It is a transcript of the gene nup85, whose product is annotated as nucleoporin 85. Gene Ontology annotation, biological process: mRNA export from nucleus; protein import into nucleus; positive regulation of DNA-templated transcription. The transcript is spliced from 19 exons. NCBI's taxonomy places the organism in Eukaryota, Metazoa, Chordata, Actinopteri, Siluriformes, Ictaluridae. The record is from RefSeq and is a predicted model, not a curated record. Gene Ontology annotation, molecular function: structural constituent of nuclear pore. Gene Ontology annotation, cellular component: nuclear pore outer ring. Bases 157 to 2139 code for a protein of 660 amino acids.
GUCACUUCCGGGGUCCUACCAGCGAGCAGUCAGACCAAGGCGCUAAAAUCUUGAAGCUUGUUGUGUGAAGUUAGCUUGCUAAUGCCGUUCAAAACAAGUCAUUUAUAAAUUAUUCCUGUUUAUUGGUACUUUAUUUUCUUUUCUUUUUUUUUGUAAAUGGAGGAAUUAGAUGUGGAGCCGACAACCACGCUGAUCCCAGGCGCAGGCCUUAAACAGAAGCACCUGGGCUUUGAGUGGGGUCCUGGAGACCUGCUGAUGUACGAGACCAACUUUAAAUUACAAGAUUCUGGCUCUGGAGGCUCUGGUUCUCCCUUCAUCCACGUGGUGCGCAGAGAUGAGGACAUCUACUCUCCCAUCCUGCGCAAGCUCUUCAACGAGUCUCAUCACAUCUUCGUCGGGCUGCAGAACAUUAAAGAUGACGUUCCAAGCAAGAACAAGAAACUGCAGUUUGUGAGCAUCAGUAAGAACUACAGGUCUGUAAUACGAGCCUGUAUGGAGGAGCUGCAGCAGGUCGCAGUAUCGACUACAGACACACAGUACAGCAACCAGGUGUCCAUUCUCUUAGCCAUUGAACUCAUCUGGAAUCUGUGUGAGGUGCUUUUCAUCGACGCAUCACCAGCCGGCUCUCUGCUGCUGCACCUGCUGGACUGGGUGCGCUUACACAAAGCUGACGUGGAUGAAAAAGCGCGAGAGGUCCUGCAGAGCGAAAGCCCCACACGUCAUCAUGCGUACUGGGACGUGGUGAUGUGUUUUGUCCUGCAGGGCCGAAUGGACGAGGCUCGACAGGUUCUGCAGAAACAGGCGUCUCUACAGCCGGCGUCCAGAGCCGCGUAUCAGCUCGUGGACAACCUGCUGCACAAAAUGCCCGUAUUUAACCCCGGCGGCACUCAGACCCUCACAGAGUUUGAUGUAAAGUGGAGGCACUGGCAUGAGGAGUGUGACCGCUGUCUCCAAGACAACUCCUUCGCUAGCAACCGUCACCUGGAAACCAUCUGCAAGGUCCUGGUUGGUGACGAGGAUGCUCUGUUGGAGCAGAAAGUGCUGCUGGGAACCUGGUACCAUUUACUGAUCAGCCGCCUGCUGUUCUCUCAUCCCACUGUUAAACCCGCUGAGCUGCACUACUACGCUCAGUCAAGUAUGGACAUGUUCCUGGAGUCUCCCAGCGCCUCAGAGCCUCUGGACAGCAUCUUACUGGCUGCGUUUGAGUUCGACCUUCACCAAGUUAUUAAAGACUGCAGCAUUGCCCUGAAUAACUGGUGGUUUGUGGCUCACCUGACUGACCUGCUGGAUCACUGCAAACUCCUGCAGUCGCACAACCUCCAGUGUCAUGUACUGUUUAACUGUGUGUGCGUGUGUAGUUUUGGCUCUAACCUGCGGGAGUUCCUGGUGCUGGAGUACGCCUCUGGACUCUUCUCUCAUCACAGUUUGUGGCAGCUUGCAGUGGAUUAUUUCGAUCACUGCCCCGAGUUCGGUCGUGUGUAUCUGGAGCUGCAGAUCGAGAGAGUGCCGCUGGAGACGGAGCGCAAAGCGCUGAAGGUGCUGAGGAUCUGUGAACAGAGACAGAUGAAUGAGCAAGUGCGCAGUAUCUGUAAGAUCAUGGCUAAAAGGGCUCUCAGUAAUAACAGACUGGGUUCUGCUCUGUCCUGGAGUAUCAGAGCUAAAGACGCAGCCUUUGCCACACUCAUCUCCGAGAGGUUUCUGCAGGAUUACUGCACACGCGGCUCAUUCUCUGAUCUGGAUCUGAUCGAUAAUCUUGGACCUGCCAUGCUCCUCAGUGAUAGACUCACAUUCCUCGGGAAGUACCGUGAGUUCCACCGGCUGUAUGGAGAAAAGAAGUUCGCAGAGGCGGCGAAGCUCCUGCUCUCCCUCAUGACAGCAAAGAUCGCUCCACGCAGCUUCUGGAUGACUCUGCUCAUAGACGCCCUGCCCUUACUGGAGCAGAAAGAGGUGAUCUUUUCAGUGGAUCAGACCCAUGAACUCAUGUUCUGUCUGGAAGAGCUGACCUCUGACAACAGCGAGCUCAAACUAGAGCAUCUCACACAGGAUGAUGUCGAGUCCACAAAGCUGGAGCUGCUGCGAUUGGCUCUGGCGCGUAACCUGGCGAUGGCCAUCGUGAAGGAGGGAACAGUCGAGGCAUAAACAAACACACACACACACACACACACCCACACACAAACACACACUCUGCAGUUAUGUUAAUUCACACACUCACUGUACUGUAUAUAAAACUGAAUGAAUGAAAUGUUUUGACAUUUAAUAAAAAAAAAACUUUUGUUAUACAUUUUUGCAAAAACUGCUGCAUUUCUCCAGAUCUGUGUAUUUCUCUCUCUCUUUCUCUCAAUCUCUUAAGCAUUACACCUGAAAUAACAUCCAAAUAAGCUCUUGCAGUUUGUUAGACAAAAAUUCAUGUUAAAUACAUGAACUAAUUUUACACAGCACAAAUAAUAUCGUAUUAUAUAAUUAUAUUGUACUUAUAUAUUCACUUCUUCAAAAUAUAGCAAGUAGAGUACACUUAAGUAAUAGAGAAGGCACUGAUCCCAUACCGGGUAUGAUCAGCUGAUACUAGCAAAGAAAUGGGGUUCAGAUAUCAGAGAAAAUAAAGAACAGAUUAGAUCUGAUCCUGGAACCAAAAGAUCUACACUAUAUUAAACACCAACUAAAGGACAGAGUGAGAAAUGUGACUUGUGGUGAGUCUCCUAGGGGCUUCUUCACAUAAACUCCUCAGAUGCUGAUCCUGUCAGGUGAGAAUCCCACCAAUGUCAUGAAACUGUUCCUGUCCAUUUCAGAUCCGUCUUUCACUGACUGGCUUCAGCUGGAGUUCGUGUGGUUUUUCACCUGCUGUUCCAAAUAAUCCCUCAGGUUUUCAUUGGGAUUGAGGAAAUGUUGUCCAGGGG